AAGGCUUAUCUUGAGGCCAUCUCUGUCCCGGAGGCUUGGGAUAUCGUGGACUCUGGUCCCAAGAGGACACCUGUGACCAUCGCAGUUAUUGACGACGGAAUCGAGGCAACUCACCCUGACUUGAAGGAUAUCGUCAUCAAGGGCUACAACGUCGUUGAUAAGAAUGAUGAUACCAGUCCGCGAGGACCGCACGGAACUAUGAUGACUGGCAUCGUUGCUGCUAUCAGGAAUAACAAGAUCGGUAUGGCGGGUAUCCUGGACGAGGUGCGUAUACUUCCCAUAUUCGACGGCGAAGAAGUGACUUUCUCCGCAAUGGCGGAUGCUCUCACCUACCUGAUCAAUGAGAGGAGUGGUGAUGUGAAAGUUAUUCUCUUCACGGAAGGUUCCGAUUCAAGGAGAUCCCAAGCCGUUACCGACAAGAUUCGGGAAGCAACUGAAGCUGGCAUGCUCGUUGUUGUCACGGCAGGGGAUGAGAACCGGGAUCUGGACGUAACCCCAUCCUUCCCUUGUUCCUUCGGCCGCUCUGCCACUGAUGGAGUGUUAUGUGUGGCUGCAACGUAUGGUACCAAAAUGCAGCUCACCGACGAAAGCAAUUUUGGUUCAGCUGUUGACAUCGCCGCUCCAGGUCACGACGUAUUGGCAACUUUUCUUGUAGGGUACGGCACUUCUUCGGGCACUUCGCUUGCCGCCGCUAUCGUAGCAGGUAUGGCUGGGAUGCUCUACAGCCUUGAGCCAUCUGAGACCCCUGCUUACAUCAAAAGUAUCAUCAUGGACACGGCCACCCAAGGUGUCAAGGAUAAUAAAGGGAAAAAGACUCUCCCCUUCGGCCGCGUGAAUGCUGCGGCGGCUGUUAAGAAGAUACUUGGAAAAAAGAAGGUUUAA
This is a messenger RNA of Perkinsus marinus ATCC 50983, 882 nucleotides long. RefSeq names its product thermitase, putative. The transcript has a single exon. Lineage: Eukaryota; Perkinsozoa; Perkinsida; Perkinsidae. Gene Ontology annotation, biological process: proteolysis. Gene Ontology annotation, molecular function: serine-type endopeptidase activity. The record is from RefSeq and is a predicted model, not a curated record. The annotation marks the transcript as partial.